GAUCUCGUCCUGCACCAGCGCUGACUCGGUCGCAUCCCCUCAUCCAUCCGUCCGUCCGUCCAUCCAUCUGAACAACGGCACUCCACCCAUCGAGAACUACUGCAGCCAUGUCGGGAAACUUCUCCGGCGCACUCGUCCUCACCGACCUCAACGACUAUAUCCAGCCCUCGCAGGCCUGCAUUCUCCCGGUGCCUUCGGCCAGAGCCCCGAGCGGCCCAGCCUCCAGCAGCGCCGAUGACUCCGGCACGGCCAGGACCGAAAUCCGCAUCGACAACACCGGCUCCUACCACGAGGUCUCCCUCAGCGACGGCUCGUCGACCAAGCUGGAGGAGGCUUCGAUCACCCUGAACGACUGCCUGGCUUGCUCUGGCUGCAUCACCUCGGCCGAGUCGGUUCUGAUCACGAUGCAAUCACAUAAUGAGCUGUACUCGGUGCUGACGGAGAACAAGAAGGCCCUCCAGGAAAACCGCCCGCACGACAUCCGAACCAUCGUCAUUUCGCUCUCCCCGCAAUCAAGGGCAUCCAUCGCCGCAAAGCACAGCAUCCUGCCGCUCCAGACUCACCGGAGGCUGACUGCCUUCUUCAAGUCGCUGGGCUGCCACUACGUCUUCGACACUGCCUUUUCCCGGGACUUUAGUCUCGUGGAGUGUUCCCGAGAGUUCGUCCGGCGGUUCAAAGAGAGCCAGCUCGCAUCCGGCUCGUCCAGCGGUGUGCUUCCGAUGCUCAGUAGCGCAUGUCCAGGCUGGAUCUGCUAUGCCGAAAAGACCCACGGCUACAUCAUCCCAAACAUCGACACCACCAAGUCACCGCAGCAGAUCAUGGGCUCGAUCGUCAAGGACUUUUUCGCCGAGAGACUGGGCGUCCCUUCCAACAAGAUUUACCAUGUCUCCGUCAUGCCCUGCUAUGACAAGAAGCUCGAAGCCUCGCGAGAAGACUUUUACAGCGACGUCAUGCGGACCCGGGAUGUGGACUGUGUCAUCACCACGGGCGAGGUCGAGCUGCUUCUGAAGGAGCAAGGCAUCACGGAUCUGUCGCUCGUCCCAGAGGUGCCCCUCGAGCCUGUAUUCACCAAAGCCUCGCAGUCCCCGGACGGCACCCUUGCACUGCUGCACUCGACCGAGGGCUCGUCCUCUGGAGGAUAUUUGUCCUACGUCCUCCGGUACGCCGCAAAGGAGCUGUUUGGCCACAUCCUGACCCCCGUCGACGUCGCCAUGGGCACAAACGGCGUCGAGAUCAAGCCCGGCCGCAAUCUCGACUUUGUCGAGGUCUGCCUCAACCUGCCCGAGAGGGGCGGGGUUGUGCUGCGGUUUGUGGCAGCCUAUGGCUUCCGAAACAUCCAGAAUCUGGUGCGCAAGGUCAAGCCUGCUGCAGCGGGACGCACGGCCGGCGGGGCUGCACGAAGGGUUCGUGGCUCGUCGAGUCAGUCCGAGUUCCACUUUGUCGAAGUCAUGGCCUGUCCUUCGGGCUGCAUCAAUGGAGGUGGCCAGCUCAAGCCCGAGUCCCACACAUCCAGCCAGCUCGCUGACGAGAACCAAGCGGCAACCAAUGGCGUCGGCGCGAGUCGGUCCUGGGUUGCCCAUGUCGAGGAAGUCUAUCGCUCCGUGGGCACCGGGGAAGGUGGCAUCCAGAUGCCCGAGGAGAAUGCUGCCGUCGUGGAGCUGUACAGAGCCUGGCUCGGCGGGCCCGACAGCACCAAAGCCCGGCAGAUGCUCCAUACCCAGUACCGAGCCAUCGAGAAAAAUGACAUCAACCCCCUGGCGGUCAAGUGGUAGUGCUGCCUUCCAGCGAUCCACCCAGCCAUCAGCGCAUCCACAUCAGCUUCUCGAAUCGCUUGGCCUCUGGAAUGCCAUCGACCAAGGAUAUGAGCCAUCGAGCGAAUCAGAAAAUCAGAGAGCACGCAAAGACGCACAUGCAGACUAACGAGCAAGUCAACGGCCUCGAAGAGCAACUCCUUGUCCACACUUUGCUGCUGUAUCGUGGACAUUCCGUCUCCAGCGCAACACUCCACUCCCAGCCAUAUCUGGUCCUGCUUAGUCAUUUGCCCAGCGAUCGCUGUGCGCAUCUGUUUUUGUUGCAUCUGCGGCUGUUUCUCAGUAUCGGCGUCUGUCAGCGAGCCCGCUCAAAGCUCUGUUUCAUCCAUCGCGCUCCACACGGCUGCACUUGCACAAUGUUCAUGUCCUGUGAAACGCCGAGCAUUUGGAGCCGUCACCAAUAGAUUAUCAUUGGACCCAAGUAGUUUACAGUCAAACCAGAAAGAAACGGGAC
This is a messenger RNA of Polychytrium aggregatum, 2265 nucleotides long. RefSeq names its product cytosolic Fe-S cluster assembly factor. The transcript has 5 exons. Gene Ontology annotation, cellular component: cytosolic [4Fe-4S] assembly targeting complex. Gene Ontology annotation, molecular function: 4 iron, 4 sulfur cluster binding. The record is from RefSeq and is a predicted model, not a curated record. Bases 108 to 1772 code for a protein of 554 amino acids. NCBI's taxonomy places the organism in Eukaryota, Fungi, Chytridiomycota, Chytridiomycetes, Polychytriales. Gene Ontology annotation, biological process: iron-sulfur cluster assembly.